UUUUCCCCACUUUUAUAUAAAUCUCAAAAACCACCAACUCAUAUUCCCUCUCACACCCGAAACUCCAUUACCCAAAAAUCAACACAAAGCUUUUUUUUCUCUUACAAUGGCUGCCACACAAAAAGAACACCAAGAAGAAACACACAUUGAAAUCGAUGUUUUAGAAGCUAUAUUCUCCCUCAUGCCACUCAUCGAACUUGUUCCUGCUUGUCAUGUCUCAAAGGUUUGGAACCAUGCUGUUUUCUCCUCACUCGCACACCUCAAACAAAUCAAACCAUGGCUCAUAAUUCUCACGCAAACCACACGCGCUUCGCGAGUGGUUACCGAACACGCUUACGACCCUCGCUCUCAUGCAUGGCUUCAGAUUAAGCACCAACCGUUGAUCACCAAAGCUAGUGAAUUCCCUACCGUUAGAUCAUCUCAUUCGACUCUUCUCUACACGUUGACCCCAUCGGAGUUCACUUUUUCCAUUGAUGCACUUCAUCUUAAAUGGCACCAUGCACCUUCACCGCGCGUGUGGCGCACGGACCCAAUAAUAGCGCGCGUUGGAAAUCAUGUAGUUGUCGCUGGUGGUGCGUGUGAGUUCGAGGAUGAUCCUCUUGCUGUAGAGAUGUAUAACAUGGAGAGUUCUGCUUGGGUUAGAUGCCAAUCAAUGCCGAAAAAGAUGAAGAAUACGUCGGCAUCCACGUGGCAGUCGGUUUCUGUCGUCGGAGAAACUAUGCUUGUGACGGAGAAAGAUUCCGGUGUGACAUACUCUUUCAAUGCUAUUGCAAUGAAAUGGGAAGGACCUUACUAUCUUUGUCCUGAUCAAAGUGUAUUCUACUGCGUCACCGGAACUUCAUCGGAGAAGUUGAUGGUGGUUGGAUUGGUGGGUGAAGCUGGGAAUGUUAGAGAGGUGAAGCUGUGGGAGGUUAAGGAUGGAUUAAGUUCGGGAAUGAAAGAAAUCGGUUCGAUGCCGAAGGAGAUGGUGGAGAAGCUGAAGGGUGAUUCAGAGUUUGGUUCAGUUGAAGUGAUUUGGGUUGGGGAUUUUGUUUACUUGCGGAACACGUUAGUACUAGAGGAGCUUGUUGUAUGUGAGGUUAUGAAUGGAAGUUUGUGUGAGUGGAGGAGUGUGAGGAAUGUGGCGGUGGACGGCGGAACAAGGAUGGUGUUUUGCGGCGGUGAUGUAUGUAUGGAGGAUUUGCAGAAAGCUGUGUUGUCGGAGAAACGUAAAUUUUGCAUGAAAUAAGGGUGAAUUAAUAGGUUGCUAUAAAUUGAAUUUUAGAUUAUGAGUUAUGCAAAUAAUCUUGUUUCAUGAACAUGUUAAUUUUUUGUUUUUAUUGUAAUUAAUUACUUCUUUCUAAUUUUAUUAUCUAAUUGAUAAGGAAAACUUGUACAUCACUUUUUCAAGUUAUUAUUUUUUAUCUUGCGUUCA
This is a messenger RNA of Medicago truncatula (barrel medic), 1414 nucleotides long. RefSeq names its product F-box/kelch-repeat protein At1g23390. Gene Ontology annotation, cellular component: cytosol; nucleus. Gene Ontology annotation, molecular function: protein binding. The record is from RefSeq and is a predicted model, not a curated record. The coding region runs from base 107 to 1228 and encodes 373 amino acids. NCBI's taxonomy places the organism in Eukaryota, Viridiplantae, Streptophyta, Magnoliopsida, Fabales, Fabaceae. The transcript has a single exon. Gene Ontology annotation, biological process: proteasome-mediated ubiquitin-dependent protein catabolic process.